AUGUCAAAGGUGAAGCUUGUUACCAGUGAAGGUGAAAUUGUUGAAGUUGAUAUCGAAGUUGCUUCAAAGUCAGUGCUUAUCAAAGGUAUGAUCGACGACAGUGGAGUUGAAGAGGAGAUCCCUCUGCCCAACGUUAAGAGAAACAUUCUCCAAAAAAUCAUAGAUUUCUGCACCUACAUCAAGGACAACUCCCCCCCUGAGAUUGAAAAGCCACUCAAAUCCAAUAACCUAAACGACGUGACCACUCCCUGGUACGCCGAGUUCGUCAACCUUGACCAGGAGGUCCUCUUCGAGCUCAUUCUCGCUGCCAAUUACUUAGAUAUUAAGCCACUGCUUGAACUCGCUUGUGCCAAAGUUGCUAGUUUGAUCAAGAACAGAUCAAUCCCAGAAAUCAGAAAGUUCUUUAACAUUGAGAACGACUUUACACCCGAGGAAGAAGCUCAAAUCAUGGAAGAGAAUAAAUGGGCUGAAGAAUCAUUCUGA
This is a messenger RNA of Stylonychia lemnae, 483 nucleotides long. The record is from the annotation of a GenBank genome assembly. Lineage: Eukaryota; Ciliophora; Spirotrichea; Sporadotrichida; Oxytrichidae.